Messenger RNA from Metarhizium album ARSEF 1941, 315 nucleotides. RefSeq names its product Chaperonin Cpn10. The record is from RefSeq and is a predicted model, not a curated record. Gene Ontology annotation, molecular function: protein-folding chaperone binding; metal ion binding; ATP binding. Gene Ontology annotation, cellular component: mitochondrial matrix. The transcript is spliced from 4 exons. Lineage: Eukaryota; Fungi; Ascomycota; Sordariomycetes; Hypocreales; Clavicipitaceae. Bases 1 to 315 code for a protein of 104 amino acids.
AUGGCUACUUCAAUCCGUUCCAUCCGAGCCCUCGCUCCUCUCCUGGACCGUGUCCUCGUCCAGCGCGUCAAGGCCGACACCAAGACGGCCGGCGGGAUCUUUCUCCCCGAGUCGAGCGUCGAGAAGUUGAACGAGGCCAAGGUCCUGGCUGUCGGGCCUGGCGCCAUGGACAAGCAGGGAAACCGCUUGCCCAUGGGCGUCGCUGUCGGCGACCGGGUCUUGAUUCCCUCGUUUGGCGGCUCGCCCGUCAAGGCGGGCGAGGAGGAAUACCAGCUGUUCCGCGAUAGCGAGAUUCUGGCCAAGAUCAACGAGUAG